Molecule: messenger RNA, 1165 nt
Organism: Ricinus communis (castor bean)
Lineage: Eukaryota; Viridiplantae; Streptophyta; Magnoliopsida; Malpighiales; Euphorbiaceae
Product: ethylene-responsive transcription factor TINY
Exons: 1
Coding region: 193-918 (241 amino acids)
Biological process (GO): regulation of DNA-templated transcription
Molecular function (GO): DNA binding; DNA-binding transcription factor activity
Source: RefSeq, a predicted model, not a curated record
UGGUAGGUUAAAGGUCACUAUAAAGGAGCGUAUCCUCUCUUAAAAAUCCACUCACAUUAUUCUCCUCUUUCUUAUUGUCCUCUCUCUCCCUCUUUCUCUCGAAUUGUCCAUUGCAGCCUCUUCUGUUUGUAUCCAUACAUUACUUGUCUACAAUAAAAUAACUUCACCUACUACAGUCGCCCCCAUUUAACAAUGCCAGAAGAAAGUACCAGCAAUUCCUCAUUAUCUCCACCAUCUAAUUUAGCCGCCGCCGCCACUAAGCACUCCAAAUCUGAAGGCCCAGUUGACAAAAGAUCCUGCUUAAAGAGAGCAAGAGAUUGUAGCAAGCACCCAGUUUACAGAGGUGUUAGAAUGAGAAGUUGGGGUAAAUGGGUAUCCGAAAUCCGCGAACCGCGUAAAAAAUCAAGAAUUUGGUUAGGAACAUUCCCUACCGCUGAAAUGGCGGCGCGUGCACAUGAUGUUGCCGCCAUGAGCAUUAAAGGUAAUUCUGCCAUUCUAAACUUUCCACAGCUUAUUGACUCACUUCCUCGUCCAGUUUCAUUAAUGCCACGCGACAUUCAAGUAGCCGCUGCUAAAGCUGCUUCAAUGGUUGAGUUUGACUCAUCAUCAUCAUCACCAUCAUCGUCCUCGUUGUCAGAGUCCUCGUCAUCACUUUCUACAUCCUCAACAUCAUCAUCAUCCUCCGUGUCAGUGUCCGAGGAUGUUUCAGAAUCCGAGGAAUUAAGUGAAAUCGUGGAGUUGCCAAAUAUAGAAGGGAGUUUUGAGUUGGCACCACUAAGUAGUGAGUUUAUAUUGAUUGAUUCUGUUGACGGGUGGGUUUAUCCACCACAGGACAACAUUUGUGGAGAAUUUUCUGAUCAGUUAUCAGGGUUAGAGAGUUUGAUUUCCAGUAACUUUGGAACUUCAGGUUGGGAUUAAAGACUAUAAUUGGUGUGUGUGUUUUCUUUUUUCUUUUCUUUUUCCUGGAAUUCUUUUAGUAGGUCAGUUAAUUUGAGCAAUUUUAGCUUUUAACAAGAUGCCAAAUGUUCGGCCACUUUUAUUGACUGGUCACUUCCAAUCUCUACUGUAAUAUGAACUAUACUGUCCAGUUUUUAGCUCCUUUAUACUUACAUAUAUGAUUAAGGUAUUUCUUGGAUGCACAUAAUGAUAAUAAUUAUUCGGACAA